Messenger RNA from Magnusiomyces paraingens, 1077 nucleotides. RefSeq lists its product as uncharacterized. The record is from RefSeq and is a predicted model, not a curated record. The transcript has a single exon. Gene Ontology annotation, molecular function: D-mannose binding. Lineage: Eukaryota; Fungi; Ascomycota; Dipodascomycetes; Dipodascales; Dipodascaceae. Gene Ontology annotation, biological process: endoplasmic reticulum organization; Golgi organization; endoplasmic reticulum to Golgi vesicle-mediated transport. Bases 1 to 1077 code for a protein of 358 amino acids. Gene Ontology annotation, cellular component: endoplasmic reticulum-Golgi intermediate compartment; COPII-coated ER to Golgi transport vesicle; Golgi membrane.
AUGUUGAGCGUUCCUGUUUUCACAUCGCUUGUGGCUCUGCUGGCAUGUUUUGCUCCCAACUCUGUCGCGGCCCAGCAAUACGGCCUUUCCAAUACAGCAGACACAUACCAUAGACUGGAGUCUUACCCACACGCACUUAAAAUGCCCUUCCUCGACAAGUAUCUUUCAUCACGCUUUUAUGAUUAUGGUGGAGAUACACUCAUCAAGUCAGACUCUUUCAUCAGACUCACAGGCGAUCGUGCUGGCGAGGCUGGCUGGCUUUUUUCCAAACUCCCCGCUAUGCCAGAAUCUUUCCAGAUCGAAUUUGAUUUCAAGAUUCACGGCCAUGGUACCACUCUUUACGGUGAUGGUCUGGCUUUGUGGAUCACCUCACACAAGGGCGAGCUUGGCCCUGUUUUUGGCUCAAAAGACAAAUUCCAGGGUCUCGGACUGUUUUUCGACACGUACAAAAACAACCGUCCCAACAAGGCUUUUCCCUACGUCAUGGCCAUGAUGGGCGACGGCAAUACCGAGUACGAUCGAGCUAACGAUGGUCUGGCAAACGAACUCGCUGGCUGCUCUGCCCGUGGUCUCCACAACCCUCGCGACAUUUCUCACGCUCGUCUUACCUAUGUCAAGGGAAAGUUCAUGUCUCUUGAUCUCGACUACAAGACCCCGGAUGCCGAGCCUCGUCAAUGGACCAAUUGUUUUGUCCUUGAGGGUGAAAAGGCUCAACUGCCUUCUACAGGUCUUUUCCUCGGUUUCAGUGCGCGCACUGGCCAGCUCACCGAGAAUCACGACAUUCAUCGUGUUCAAGUUUACUCGUUGCGCAACCCUCCUCAAACUUAUUCUGAUCUUCGUGACCACGACGCUGGAAUGUACACCGUUGCCAACGCCGGAAACAGCGGCAGCAGCAAUGGCAAGCGCUUAUACUCGCAAAAGUCUCAAUCCAAAGGCUCAUGGCUUGGCUUUUUUGGCAAAGCCCUUGGUGUGGUAGCUGUCAUUAUUGUUCUUGUGUUUGCCUAUGGCCUUUAUCUUACAAAGGUCAAGGACAAGCGCGAAAAGGCAAACAGAGACGCUUACUACAUGUCAUAUUAA